AUGCCCAAGCACUGUCAAAAGAAAAAUUGUAAUCCUACCUUGUUUCCUACUGAUUUAAAUAAAAGAUUUGAUACGAACGAAGAAUCAAUCCUUCAAGAAAUUAAGGUGCCCUCUCCGUAUGACAAAAGCCUUGUCAAAAUUUUAAAGAAGUUCGGCCAAUUGGAUGACAAUAAUGCAUUGUCAAAGAAGCCGCCAAAUAGCUUUAUUUUGUACCGAAAGGCUUUUCAACAUACACUAAUUAAUAAUAGUAUUCGUCUUAGUGCGAGUGAAAUUUCGAGAAUGGCAUCGAAAAAAUGGAAGACUGAAUCCGAUUCAAUCAAACAAGAGUACAAACGAAUCGCAGGCGAAAUUCACGAAAGCUUACCAAAAUAUGUAAGUUUGCCUCCUUCUCAAAAGGAACCUAAAAGUAAAUACAAAUGGCGUAUUUAUUCUGGUCUUAUAAAAAGAAAGAAAGGUUUAUCCUCCAAUAAAAAUUGUGAGCUAGAUAUGGUAAACUCGAAACAAAAUUCUUCUAUGUCAAAUUCCUCAGUUAUUGAUUCUCAAGAUUCGAUACCUUGUCUAUUAGCGAAUGAGAAUGUCAAAAAUUCUGAAAUCUCGAUAAUAAAUAUAUUUCAAGAGUCCUUUCCAUCGACAACAACAGAAAUUAUUCGUCAAGAUUUCAUAUCUUUUCCAUUGCUAAACGAAGACACUACAACGUAUAACAACGACAGCCAAUCUUUUGUAAAUUCACAACAACUAAUCCAAUCUCAGCUAAAUAUUGACCGUACAAAUCGAUUAUUGAAUUAUGAACGUUCUGUACCAAGCUUAUCAAUAAAUAAUCCUGUAGAAUUGCCAUUAGCAAUUGAGGAGGCUAACAAAUUAGAAAUUCACAACAUAGAUAUAUUUCAAGAGUUCUUUCCAUUGACAUCAGAAGAAAUUGAGUAUCAAGAAAUGAUGAAUUUUCUAUUGGAUGAUAAAAAUUUUAUGACAAUCGAUUCAGAUAAACAAUUUUUUGUUAAUCCACAACAACCUCACUUCAUAAAUCUCGAUUUCUACACAUGA
Molecule: messenger RNA, 1041 nt
Organism: Ambispora gerdemannii
Lineage: Eukaryota; Fungi; Glomeromycota; Glomeromycetes; Archaeosporales; Ambisporaceae
Source: the annotation of a GenBank genome assembly